Molecule: messenger RNA, 1278 nt
Organism: Macrobrachium nipponense
Lineage: Eukaryota; Metazoa; Arthropoda; Malacostraca; Decapoda; Palaemonidae
Product: iodotyrosine deiodinase-like
Exons: 7
Coding region: 198-1145 (315 amino acids)
Cellular component (GO): plasma membrane
Molecular function (GO): oxidoreductase activity
Source: RefSeq, a predicted model, not a curated record
ACAUAAACCGCAGUGGUGUCCCAUACCCUUUAUAUUGCGCUUGUCCCUCGGAGAAGUCGAACAUUCCAACUUACUUGGUUCUUACAACGUCUUACAACGCGAGAUCAGAUAACCAUCGUCGUAGUUGUCACGCUCAGCUGACUAGAAUAAUUUUCCGAUACUUCUAAACAUAAGGUCGUAUAAGCCGCCUCCUCAAGAUGGGCCUGGUAUCACGCUACGUCGUCCCCUUCCUCAACGAACACUACAUCGAAGCGAUGCUGUCGCUCCUUGUGGUGAUUUUCAUCAACUUCAUCGUGCCCAAGAAUAACAAGAAGAAAGGAGAAGAGGCUAUGCAGAAUGGCAGCGUACCCGGUCACAAGUCCUCCUCGACCAAGGAAGAGAGAGCCAGCAAGAACGUCAUCAAAAGCGGGGGCGUGGGCGACGUCGCGGACGACGACGAAGACGAAGGGCUCGAUAACCUCGUGGAUCCCCUGUGGCCAGAGGAUCUGAAGCACGUCCCCUUCCGGCCUCCAAGGUACACGCAGGAGGAGAGCCUGCAACGCUCCAGAGAUUACUUCGAACUCUUGAACAAGCGCCGUUCCGUGAGGUUCUUCAGUUCAGAGCCCGUUCCCCGCGAGGUCAUCGACAACAUCGUCAGGACAGGAGGGACAUCGCCUUCAGGAGCCCACACAGAACCCUGGACCUUUGUUGUCGUUGGGGACAUCGACAUGAAGCACGAAGUUAGACGCAUUGUUGAGGCAGAGGAAGAAGUCAACUACACCAAGAGAAUGGGUAGCCAGUGGGUGAAUGACCUGAAGGCACUGAAGACCAACUGGGUGAAGGAAUACCUGACGGAGGCUCCCUGGCUCAUUCUCAUCUUCAAGCAGACCUACGGCAUCUUGCCCGACGGAAGGAAGAGGAACCACUACUACCACGAGAUCUCGACAGCCCUGGCCGGCGGCAUCAUGCUCUCCGCUAUUCACUAUGCCGGAUUGGUGACCCUGACCUCGACGCCUCUGAACUGUGGGCCCCAACUGAGGACCCUGCUGGGACGCCCGUCCAACGAGAAGCUGCUGCUGCUCCUUCCAGUGGGUUACCCUUCCUUAGACGCCACAGUUCCCGACUUGCAAAGGAAGGACUUGGAAGACAUCAUGGUCGUCUUUUAAGGAAGACGUCGAAGAAACCGUAGAAGUCGGAUGAUACUGGAGUAAACUUUUAAGUGAUUAUAAGGGGAAAUUUUGGAAUGAAUCAAUUAUGAAAGGUAUAUUAAGGAGAUUCGUGGAGAAUUAUGAUGGGCAU